Messenger RNA from Miscanthus lutarioriparius, 2058 nucleotides. The record is from the annotation of a GenBank genome assembly. NCBI's taxonomy places the organism in Eukaryota, Viridiplantae, Streptophyta, Magnoliopsida, Poales, Poaceae.
AUGGGUCUCUCCGGCUCCGGCGUCGCGUUGCUUGUGUUCCUCGGCCUCUGCACCGCCGCCGUGUCGAGCUGGACGACGCCGCCGCCGCCUCCGCCGGAGAUGCUGCACGAGAGCUUCGCCGGGAAGUCGGAGUUCAGGACGGUGAACCGGAGGAGGCUGGGCGUGUGCUCCAACCCGAGCCCGUACCUGGCGAUAAGCGUGAGCACCGGCGGGGCGCCGCUCCCCGACGAGGCGUUCGUCACGGUGACCGUGGCCGGCGUCCUCAGGCCCGAUGCCGAUGACUGGGUCGCCAUGAUCACGCCUUCCAACUACUCCAGUGUCGCCGGAUGCCAUUUGAGUGGUGCUAACUACGUCCAGACCGGCGAUCUAGCGCAUCUCCCGCUUCUGUGCCACUACCCUGUCAAGGCCCAGUACCUGACGCGCGACCCUGGCUACCUGGGCUGCAAGACCGCGGCAUGCCAGAAGCGCGUCGCGUCGGGCGCCUGCAGCGUCCGCACCUGCGCCGCCACCGUCACCUUCCACGUCGUCAACUUCCGCACCGAUGUCGAGUUCGUGCUCUUCUCCGGCGGCUUCCGGACGCCGUGCGUCCUCCAACGGUCCGGCGCGCUCCGGUUCGCCAACCCCGCCAGCCCGCUCUACGGCCACCUCUCCAGCACCGACUCCACGGCCACAUCGGUGAGCACGAGCAGUCCCACCGUUGUUUCUUCGUUCAUUCUACGACGAUUUUCUGCAAAAGCAACAGCUUUACGGCAACUGUAUCUGAGCGCUGGAAGCAUGCAUUGGGUGUUGCCAGAUGAGGCUUACCUGGGUGAGCGGCGAUCGGAGGCCGCAGCAGGUUCAGUACGGAGUAGGAAGUCUGCCACUUCUCAAGUGGCAACGUUCACGCAGAAUGAUAUGUGCAGUAGCCCCUUGUUACCAAGCCCUGCCAAGGAUUUCGGGUGGCAUGACCCUGGCUACAUUCACACGGCCGUCAUGACCGGGCUCCAGCCUUCUCAGUCCUACACCUACCGUUACGGAAGUGAUUCUGUAGGUUGGAGUGACACAAACGAAUUCAGAAUGCCACCAGCUGCAGGCUCAGACGAGACAUCAUUUGUGAUCUAUGGCGAUAUGGGGAAGGCUCCACUGGACCCAUCAGUGGAACACUACAUUCAGACUGGAUCGAUUUCUCUGGCCAAGGCAGUGGCUAAAGAAAUCCAGACAGGAAAGGUCGAUUCAGUCUUCCACAUAGGAGACAUAAGCUAUGCUACGGGCUUUCUGGUUGAAUGGGACUUCUUCCUAAACCUCAUAGCACCAGUCGCUUCUCGAGUUCCCUACAUGACCGCUAUUGGUAAUCACGAAAGGGAUUAUGCAGAGUCUGGUUCUAUAUAUGUGACCCCGGAUUCAGGUGGCGAAUGUGGAGUUGCAUAUGAGUCAUAUUUCCACAUGCCAGCUGUCAGUAAGGAUAAGCCAUGGUAUUCAAUUGAGCAAGGGAGCGUUCACUUCGUCGUGAUGUCAACUGAGCAUAAGUGGUCAGAGAAGUCGGAGCAGUACAAUUGGAUGAAUCAAGACUUGUCAUCAGUCAAUAGAUCGAGGACACCAUGGGUAAUUUUCAUUGGGCAUAGACCGAUGUAUUCAUCCCAUGUCGGAAUACCAGUUAAUGUAGAUCCAAUUUUUGUGGCCUCCGUUGAGCCACUCUUGCUCAAGUACCAGGUGGAUUUGGUUUUCUUUGGCCAUGUACACAACUAUGAGAGGACUUGUGCAGUAUACCGGAGCAUAUGCAAAGGCGAGCCAAAGAAGGAUGCAAGUGGAAUUGAUACUUAUGACAACAGCAAAUAUACCGCGCCUGUUCAUGCCAUUGUUGGAGCUGGAGGGUUUAGCUUGGACAAGUUCCCUAAGAUUGUGUUGAACAAGUGGAGCUUAUCAAGAGUUUCAGAGUUCGGGUAUGCCAGGGUGCAUGCCACAAGAGGUGAUAUGCUGGUUGAGUUUGUAAGCUCAAGUACGAUGGAGGUUCGGGACCAAUUUAGAAUUGUGAAGCCAGAUCCGGCAAGGAGGCUACGGAACCAGCCAGUUCAACCGUAG